Molecule: messenger RNA, 726 nt
Organism: Funneliformis mosseae
Lineage: Eukaryota; Fungi; Glomeromycota; Glomeromycetes; Glomerales; Glomeraceae
Source: the annotation of a GenBank genome assembly
AUGGGCGCAGCUCCAUGUGCUCCCAUUUAUAUCGAUAUUCGACAAUUUGAGCACUUUUUACCUGAAGGCUGGUUAAAGGCAAAAUGGAAACGAUUGUAUGAUGGGGCUAUGGAAGAUAUUGAAGAACAGGAAAGAUGGAAAUUUGAAGGACAUCAUUUAAUUCCGACGGCAUCUAAUUAUAAUUAUAUUUAUCAUUUAAAUCCGCCGCCAAGUAAACUUGGAUUGACAAAUAAUCCAAUUUUAGAAUUAAUCGAUGCCGGAGCAGCUAAUGACCUGCCCUUAUAUCCAUUGGUUCACCCAAGUAGAAAAGUGGAUAUUAUCAUAGGUUUUGAUAGUUCAAGUCAAAUUAUUAAACAUGAAUAUUUUGAACAAGAGCAAUUACUUUUUACAUCACGAAAAGGAAUAACAAAGGUAGCUCGUGAUGUGGAAAAUAAAUACUGUGAAAUUUAUGAUUAUAUCCCAACCGGAUCGAGUGAUGGAUAUACAACACCGGCUGCUCAUCCUUGUACAUUUUGUUAUUUACCUUAUUUACCUAAUGAUAAGGUCGAUAAAAAUUUCGUACCUAGUACCGCUAAAUUCGCUUCUUUUGCUAAUUUUACUUAUACUCCUGAACAAAUUGAUUUGAUGGCGAGUUUGGCGAAACAAAAUUGGCUAGAAGUUGAAGAAAAAGUUAAAGGCGUCAUUAUUGAUGCUUGGAAGAAGAAGAGGGAUGCAAGAUUAGGAUGA